This is a messenger RNA of Dentiscutata erythropus, 492 nucleotides long. The record is from the annotation of a GenBank genome assembly. Lineage: Eukaryota; Fungi; Glomeromycota; Glomeromycetes; Diversisporales; Gigasporaceae.
AUGUCUAACGAAGAAAUCUUUCAAAAUUUUUACAGUAAUCCAUUUGUGGAUUAUGCUGCAACCUUUACUCAAGAUCAAGCCAAUGCAAAUUUACUAGACAUCCAUAAUGCUUCAUAUAUGGGAUGUUUCGAAAGUCACGCUUAUAAUCAUGGAUAUCCAAUGGAUUAUCUAUAUAAAGAAUGGUCUGCAGGCUUUAUCCAAGACUGUAACGAUCAAAGUAACGAGUUGAAAUGGAGUACAGGAAUUACUCAAGAAUAUGAGAAUAAAAUUCAUACAUCAGAUAAAAAAAAUGAAAAUCCAGAGUCACUUGUAUCUAGACCAUCAUGGCAGAAAUACAUUAAUAUUGGUGAUUAUUUCGAAGAUGAUUAUUAUGGGGUUAGUUGUAAGCAUUGCCCUUAUAAUUGGGCACAUGCAAAAUUACAAUUACUCAAGCAACAUUUGGCUUGUAAAUGUUCAAAUAUUCACAGGAAAUUAAAAAGAUUAAUAAGAUAG